Pichia membranifaciens NRRL Y-2026 is the source of this 177-nucleotide messenger RNA. RefSeq lists its product as hypothetical. NCBI's taxonomy places the organism in Eukaryota, Fungi, Ascomycota, Pichiomycetes, Pichiales, Pichiaceae. The coding region runs from base 1 to 177 and encodes 58 amino acids. The record is from RefSeq and is a predicted model, not a curated record. The transcript has a single exon.
AUGCCUUUUCAUUUAGGGUGCAGCGCCUCUCCAGACGCUUGCUCCCCUCUGCUCCCCUCUGCGUCGGCCUCCUUCAAUCUCCCCCGCCGCGAUUUAGUUACUGCUAAAAUCAUCUUGGUCCCCGUCAAACCUGCAGAUGACAAUCUUUACUCUGCAACGGAGGCCGGCCUCUCCUAA